Molecule: messenger RNA, 1113 nt
Organism: Puma concolor (puma)
Lineage: Eukaryota; Metazoa; Chordata; Mammalia; Carnivora; Felidae
Source: RefSeq, a predicted model, not a curated record
AUGGUGGUGUCGGGACAUGGGCCCUUCGGCAGGGGACUCCAAAAUGGGACCAGCGCCCUCAUCCACGAGGCCCCAGAGGGCCCCCUCGCCCCUUCUGCCACUCGACGCUGCACUGAAAGUGUUGCUGGAAUGUUCCUGCUCCUGUUCAGCGCCCUGCAAGCCACAGAUGUUCAAGAGAAAGAAGUCAGGGCGCUGGUGGGCAGCGACGUGGAGCUCAGCUGCGUUUUCCCCGAAAGACACAGUUUUGAUUUAAAUGACCUUUAUGUGUACUGGCAAACCAGUGUCGUCGGCACACCGAAGACCGUGGUCACCUACUACCUCUCCGGGAACAGCUCCGCGGGCCACGAGGACAACCGCUACAGGGACAGGGCCCGGCUGUCGCUGGAGAGCAUGAAGCGGGGUGAUUUCUCUCUCCACCUGCACAACAUCACCCCCCAGGACGAACAGAGGUUCAACUGCCUGGUGUUUAGGAAAUCCCUGGAGUUAGACAAGAUUCUGGAUGUCGUGGUGACGUUACACGUGGCAGAACCUGCCUCCCUCACCACCCAUCUCCCCCCUGCAGCCAACUACAGCAUGCCCGUGGUCAGGGCCCCAAGCGGCCCCUCCGAGAAUGAGGAGCUGACGUUCACGUGCACAUCCGUGAACGGCUACCCGAGGCCUAACGUGUACUGGAUCAACAGGACGGACAACAGCCUGCUGAACGAGACCUUGCAGAACAACACGGUCUCCUUGAAUGCACAGGGCUUGUACGACGUGGUCAGUGUCCUGACGAUCCGGCGGACCCCCAGCGUGAACGUCGGCUGCUGCAUAGAGAACGUGCUCUUGCACCAAAACCUGACGACGAUCAGCACUCAGGCAGAAACGGUCACCGGGACGGAAUAUGGCAUCACCGAGAGCCAAGCCGAUGCCCCGAAGAAACAAGGGGCGGUCCUCAGCGCCCUCAUCGUGCUGGGCGUGGUCGUGGCCGUGGCCGUGGCUACGGGCUGGGUGUGCCGAAGCAGGUGCCCCCCGCAGGAUCCACGCAGGAGCUGGGCUGCAAGGCCAGAGCAGACGUUCUCUUUGACCGUGUCUGAUGAGAACUCACCACCCGGAGCGUGGACAGGGUUUCUGUGA